Fusarium oxysporum Fo47 is the source of this 3419-nucleotide messenger RNA. RefSeq lists its product as uncharacterized. The record is from RefSeq and is a predicted model, not a curated record. Gene Ontology annotation, molecular function: transcription cis-regulatory region binding; DNA-binding transcription factor activity. The coding region runs from base 86 to 3154 and encodes 1022 amino acids. Gene Ontology annotation, cellular component: nucleus. Lineage: Eukaryota; Fungi; Ascomycota; Sordariomycetes; Hypocreales; Nectriaceae. Gene Ontology annotation, biological process: regulation of DNA-templated transcription. The transcript is spliced from 2 exons.
CCUUCUUCCAAUUUCCCCUUACCCUACAUCCUCAACUCGCGUUCUGUCGACGAGAAAGAAGCUAUCGUCGCGAAGCAGUUCACCGAUGUCAGGCAACGGCAACAGCAGUAGCAAGUGGCCUGACUUCCGCCUCGCGUCGACCCUAUGGUCUCUUAUGCCCGGCUCCCAGUCCAACAGGCCAGAUAAGCAAAACGACGAAGACCGCGACGGCAACGAAGGCCACAAGAACGAGCAGCAGCUCAAGAACGAACCCCAAGAAGAGCUUCCAGAAGAGCUAAUGCAGUCACUCGAGUUGACCCAAGACGAAGUCGGCACCGAAAACCGGCCAAUUGACGAGAUGAGCGGUUUCGAUAACUACGAUGGCGAUGCUCAGGCUGGCCCAGAAGACGACGUUCAGGACCAAGACUUUGGCACACUCGAAAUGUUCGACAGCAACGCAACACAAGCCCCCUACACGUCGCAACUCGACAACGCGUCCCAGGAAGACCAGGCACCUGAGGCGCCUAUGUUGGAAGACAUACCGUCCUCUCAAUCCCGAAAGCACAAGCGCGACAAGAAGGGGCGCAAACAGAAGGGCAUAAAUGAAAGUGAAUCUCCACAACUGCCAGCUGCCGAAGAAUCCUCGCGCAAGUCCAAAAAGUCCAAGAAAAAGUCAACGGUACCGGUCGAAAUUCCCGAUAGCCUGGUCGAAAACACAUCAACCAUAUUCCCAUCUCAACCUCUGGAGAACUUGGCUGCUGACUUUGAUGAUGAGGCUGCUGCUCCUGCUACUCAAACGAAGCGCAAGCGCAACCCCUCGGAUUCUACUGACGGCAAGCAACGCAAGAAGCGGAGAUCCCGUGACGAGGCAGCCGUCAUCGAAUCACAGUUGGUGGAACCAGGGACACAGGAUGGCCAAAUUGAGGAAGCCGACACUAAAGAAUCUCAAGCUGCCUCUUUCCUUCGCACUAGGGACGCAGCUCGCCCAGCUGCCAUUUACGAUGACGUCGCAGAGGAUGCACCCCAAUCUCCCAGUGCUGCACGCCUCGAGGUGCGUGAUGCUCGAUCAAGAGAAGGUAGCGCCGCUCAUGACGAGAUGGACAUUGACGCAUCAGUGAAGCAGAACCAGGAUAAGGAGAAUGAAAUGUCUAGCUUUUCUGCAAUCAAUGGGCAAGAGAACACAGAACAACAGGAGCUUGAACAAGUGGCCAGGGAUGUGUGGAAUGCGCACAUCAACGGCCAAAACCAGCCCAACACACAAGACUCAUCUGUGCACACUGAGAUGGAAAUUCCAACAUCUGCACAGCGUCCUCAUACAAGCAAUGAUGUGUACGAUGUUCCUGGAAGCCCAGUUCAGGCCUCAAACCCCCCAAGUGCCAGCGCCAAGCGAACACGAUCGGGCAAGGCUAAGAAGGCCAAGCCUACUUUCUUUGAGAAAUCGCCUUCCCCUGAGGUUCCUGAGGGUGACCUCCCAUCACCUUCUGCCAUGACACCGAUGCCACGAAAGCGUACCAAGAAGGCUUCAAAUCGUAGAAAGUCUGAAGCCAACCGUGCACUCUCGUCUCAAGACAUGGAAGUCAGAGAUGACGACGACUUAUAUGGCAAUCCAGCAACCGGACGACGCAACCGAAUGGCUGGCUUCACCCAGGGACGACAAAAAAUCAUCAAUAUCACCCGAAAGAAGUUCCACAACUUCGUUGCUCGUGGUACUUGGACCAGUGAGCAAGAUGCCGAGCUCCGUGACCUUAUUGAGGCCAACGGAACAAAGUGGUCCAAAAUUGCGGGUAUCAUCAACCGUCACCCAGAAGAUCUUCGGGAUCGUUAUCGAAACUACAUCAUCUGCGGAGACUCCCAGCGGAAAGAUACCUGGGACGAGGAUGAAGAGGGUAACCUGACACAGUAUGUAAUGGAAGCUAUGGCCGCCAUUGACGAGUUGCGAAUCAUCCAACCUACCCGCGAACUGCUCAAGAAGCCAUAUGAGGAACUUAUCGAUUGGCAAAAUAUCAGCGAGCGUAUGGGGAGAACUCGCAGUCGACUUCAGUGUAUCACCAAAUGGAGGGCCAUGAACAUCAAGACUCAUGGCAAGGAUAAGUUGGUGUCACAUGCGCCCGAUGCAUCUAUUUCUUUCCGCCUCGAGAAGGCCCGUCGUCAAAUUGCCGCGAUGCCUGAGGAAGAACGUUAUCGCAUGAUCAUGGCUAUCUCAGGCUCAUCCGCAUCAGUUGAAUCCAAGAUUCCAUGGCAAAGACUGGUUGACAAACAGUUCCGUAACAGCUGGCAUCGACCAACGCAGAUGCUUCUUUGGCGACGCCUGAAGCAAAGUGUGCCCGAGUCAGAACAGAAGACUGUACGAGACUCUGCACAAUACCUUCUUAAUUUGUACGCCCAGACUGGCGAGCUUCCUAAUGUUGAGGAUGCUCUUUUCGACGAUGCGGAGGAAAUGGAGUUCUUGAAUAGUAUCCCAACCACCCACGCUUCUCACAACAACGCUUCUGCCAAUGGUCAGAACCACAUGAGUGCCGAAUUUGUUAACGAGGCCGAUGAGGAGGAAUCCGAACAACCGCAGGGUGAAUACGGCGUUCCUGAUGAGAACAUCAAUCCUGAUUUACCUAUCGCACCAAUGGAGGACUUCAACCCAGCCCCAAUGGCAUCAAUGGAUCCCGUUGCUGCGGUUGCAGACCUGGCUCCCAUGGAGGAUACUGAAAUGGUUGACCCAGCUCUUUCUGCAGAGCAUUCAGAGCCUACAGAGCCCGAAGAGCCCGUUGAUGUACCAAUGAAAGAAGAGCCUGCGCCUGUCGCCAAGCCCGCCAACACACCUGUGUUUGAUGAGCCAGCUCCCCCUAAGGCAACCCGCGUUGCAAAGAGAACAGGUAUGGGCAAGGCGAAGGCACCUAAGCCCCCUCGCAAGUCAGCUGCUAGAUCUACUCCGGCCAGAGCCACACCUAGCCGUCGAUCUGCUAGACGUGCAGCCCCUUCUCAGGACCCAAUUGAGGAUGAUGGGGAUGUUCAGGCCGGGGCUCCCGCAGAGGACAACUCUGAGGUUGACGAGGCUCAGACGCGCAAGCGAAAGACGCCUAGCAGGUUCCGAUCCGCUGGCGUCCCUGAGGUAUCUGCUGCCGCCGACGAUUCAGACAGCGUUAUGGACGAUAUGGAAGAUUUGCCUGCCCGCGUUAUGUAAGAGAGAAAAGGAACAUGAGGGCCACGACGUGGCAGAUGAGUGAUAGAGAUUUGGGAGGGGUCCGGCGUAUUUGUACAAGUUACCACCAAGAUGGCCUCGACACUAGAAACAGCGGGUGUUGCAGUAAUACUUCAGUGGCUAAUGGAGGAUGUGAAGGGGAGAAACAUGGACGAUAUCGUGGAUAACAUGAAUUAUAAAGGAGGGACUACUAGUCGCAAUUUAUCAUCAUUAUCUGAAUAUUACAGUUCACUGUGCAAAAAAAAAA